Molecule: messenger RNA, 2370 nt
Organism: Oryctolagus cuniculus (rabbit)
Lineage: Eukaryota; Metazoa; Chordata; Mammalia; Lagomorpha; Leporidae
Gene: NPVF
Product: neuropeptide VF precursor
Biological process (GO): neuropeptide signaling pathway; negative regulation of gonadotropin secretion
Molecular function (GO): signaling receptor binding
Source: RefSeq, a predicted model, not a curated record
GGUUCAUGGAAAAUGCCAAUUAUUAAAAAAAAAAAAAAAAAAAAAAAAAACCCUGGGCGGCGGGGGACAGUGCUGUGGCAUAGCGGGCUGAACCUCUGCCUGCAGUGCCAACAUCCAGUAUGGGCACCAGUGUUAGUCCUGGCUGCUCCUCUGCUGAUCCAGCUCUCUGCUACAGUCUAGGAAAGCAGCAGAAGAUGGCCCAAGUGCUUGGACCCUUGCAUCCUGGGAUUCUCAGAAGAAGCUCCUGGUUCCUGGCUUCGGAUCAGCCCAGUUCCAACUGUUUGCAGCCAUUUGGGGAGUGAACCAGUAGAUGGAAGACCUUUCUCUCUGUCACUCCCUCUCUCUGUAACUCCACCUCUCAAAUAAAUAAAUAAAAUCUUUAAAAAAAAAUCAAACUAGAGAUGAAUUUCCAAAUCUUUGCAGCAAAAUGAAUUUACCACCUAAUUGCAUUUUCCACAGAUUUUUUCAGGUACCCUCAUACCAUUUAUCUACUUCAAAAGAGACUCAAUUUGGCAUUUCAGUAUAUAUGUAUUUAUUUCUGUAACUUCUUGUUUAAUGCCAUGAUGUCAGUAUGCUUGUGGCAACGCAAGAUUAUCUAAAUAAUGUCGGCCCUGGGAGCAACACAAUGAGCAAGUGUGUGCGCUACCAAGCCUCUGCUACUAUACUUAAGGACACGGAGGAAAAGAUAGGAUGCCUGGUGAUUUAAUGCAGUUUUGCCAAAUGACUCAAAUGCAAAAGACCUUGACCGGUUCCAGCCUCUCCACAGAGGGCCAGUUGGUCUACGUACCUGUGGAAUAUUCAUUUUUCUGCCUAUCUUUCAUAUUACAACUGACAUUUACUCCUGAAGCUUUCUUUAAAAAAAUUUUUAUUUAUUUAUUUUAAAGGCAGAGUUACAGAGAGGCAGAGGCAGAGAGAGAGAGAGAGAUUCUUCUAUCUACUGGUCUACUCCUUAAAUGGCCACAACGGUCAGAGCUGGGCUGAUCUGAAGCCAGAAGCCACAGCUUCUUCCGGGUCUCCCACAUGGGUGGUGCAGGGACCCAAGCACUUGCGCCAUCUUCUACUGCUUUCCCAGACCAUAGCAGAGAGCUGGAUUGGAAGUGGAGCAGCCAGGUCUUGAACCAGCGCCCAUAUGGGAUGCCAGCACUGCAGAUAGCAGCUUUUCCCGCUACACCACAGUGCCGGCCCCUCCUGAAGUUUUCUAAUAACCACGCUGCAUUUUACCAAAAUAAAAAAAAUUAAUGUGUGGCAUUUUAUUGGGGUAUUACAUGAUGUAUAACACUCUUCUUGUUCCUAAUUUUCUUUGACAUUUUGAAAAUACUAUGCCUAAUUCUUUUGUGUGAAUUAAAAAAAAUUAGUUAGCAUGAAUCAAAUACUUUUUCUCACUUCCCUUAAAAACUGACGCAAACACCAAAAACAAAAUAACAUUUGUUGAAGCUCAAAGAAAUGAGGCCCUCUGUUUGGAAUCUUAAUUACUGUCACCCCAAACUUCCCUAAUUAGAAACGCUUUCAUAAUGAGGAAAAAUUAUUUUCAUCGUGAAUUAAUUUGCAAGCAAAAACACUUCUGCCUUUCCAGAAUGAAUACCUUGCAUUCCUUACACGCAUAUUUUAGUUACACACUCUAAUUAAUAGUCAUACUUAAAACCUGCACAAUUGAUUUCACUGUUAAAGGAAACAUCGCUUUGUUUUUUGACAGUAUAAAAACACAACUUUCCUUCUUGUAGACACUGGGCUACACAUAUAAACUUAAUUUUCAAAUUGGACAAAAUGGAAAUUAUUUCACCAAAACGAUUCAUUUUAUUGACUUUAGCCACUUCAAGUUUGUGGACCUCAAAUAUCUUUUGUACAGAUGAAUUAAUGAUGUCCAAUCUUCACAGCAGAGAAAAUUACAGCAGAUAUUGUAAGCUUAGAGGACAUCCAGAAGAGGAAAAGGAAAGAAGUCUCCAUUUUGAAGAAUUAAAAGAUUGGGGACCAAAAGAUGGCAAUAAGAUGAGUAGCCCUACAGUCAACAAAAUGCCACAUGCGGCAGCCACCUUGCCUUUGAGAUUCGGGAGGACCACGGAAGAAGAAAGAAGCCCUCAGCCAGUGGCCAACCUGCCUCUGAGAUUCGGGAGAAAUAUGGAGGCGAGCAUCUUGAGACGCAUUCCUAACCUGCCCCAGAGGUUUGGGAGAACAACAACAGCCAAAAGUGUCACCAAGACACUGAGUGACCUGCUGUCACCAUCUGCCAAUGAGUUGCUGUACUCCAUGGCCUGCCAGCACCAAGGAACUCAGAAUCCUGACCCCAAACACCCCAGGGGACUGGAAUUCAAGAAAACAGACAAUGCUGAGCUGCAGCAAGAAAAAUCAGAAAAAUCUGGAACCUGUCCCUAA